UCGCGUACUGAUGUCGUCAUUAUGAUGUAAUCAUUUGCGCGCUGAGCUGAUGCAAGACUGGAUGGGGCGAGAGCAGUAGUGUUUUAGCUGUGUCUACGAUAUUGAACAGGACGAGAAACAGCGAUAUUUGAGUCAAUCAUCAUGUCAGAAGACGAGAUUUUAUUCGACCCCUCCACAACAAAGAAAAAGAAGAAGAAGAAGAAGCCCUUUAUGCUCGACGAGGAUGGAGAAGGAGAGGAGGCUCAACAGACUGAACAGAAGGAAGCUGAGCCUGAAGCAGCAGAGGAGCGAGAACUGGACCCUGAAGAUGAUGAAGUCAAGAAAAAGGAGCCUUCGGAUGAUUUAGAUGAUCUGAACUUCUUUAACCAGAAAAAGAAGAAAAAGAAACCGAAGAAGGUGUUUGAAAAUGACAUUGAGGAGGGCAUGAAGGAGCUGAAAAUUGAGGGAGAGCAGCAGGAAAUGGAGGAAGAUGACUUGGAUCUGAUGCUUCCAGCUAAAAAAAAGAAACAAAAAAAAGUGGAAUUCGCUGAGGAAAGUGACACUGUGGAAAAGGAUGAUGUUGUCGAGGAUGAUAAAAGCACAGAUGGCAUCACGUUCAGUUCACAGUCGGGCCCAGCAUGGGCCGGUUCAGAGAGAGAUUACACCUACGAUGAGUUGUUGAGCCGGGUGUUUAACAUCAUGAGAGAGAAGAACCCUGAUAUGGUGGCAGGGGAGAAGAGGAAGUUUGUGAUGAAGCCGCCUCAAGUGGUCCGAGUUGGGACAAAGAAAACCUCUUUUGUCAACUUCACUGACAUCUGCAAACUGUUGCAUCGACAGCCCAAACAUCUUUUGGCGUUCCUAUUAGCUGAGUUAGGAACAUGUGGAUCCAUAGAUGGAAAUAACCAGCUUGUAAUCAAGGGACGCUUUCAACAGAAACAAAUAGAGAACGUCUUGAGAAGAUAUAUAAAGGAAUAUGUGACUUGUCACACCUGCCGCUCACCGGAUACAAUUCUGCAGAAGGACACACGGCUCUACUUCCUGCAGUGUGAAACCUGUCACUCACGCUGCUCUGUAGCCAGCAUCAAGACCGGCUUCCAGGCCGUCACCGGCAAAAGAGCCCAGCUUCGAGCCAAAGCCAACUAAUACAAGCUCCCUGUUCUGGCCUCCCAGGCUGAUGCUCUGCUCCUCUGGCUGACGGCGGUCUUCACUGCUCUCCUCUGAAGCCCAGUGACCCAAGGCUUGGAGUGAACUCUGGAGGGUUUUGAGUGUAAUCUCUAUUAAUAAAUCUGACCUUGAAGCUAGAGGGCUUGUGAACAGAAAGCCUCUGAUUUGCUUGUCUUACUUUACCUCCUUCCUCCAGACAUAUUAUAUAUUUUGUGCAUUUAGCAUAUCUGAUAACCAUAGCAUAUUUCUGUCUAUUUGGUGAAUUUUUACUCUGAGCAGUAUUUGUUUUUUUUUUUAGAGAAAAAGGUAAUAUUACUGGAUGGAAACCAGAAAUAGACAAACAUCUUCCAUGCUUUUUGAAAAUGAACCACAGCUUUUUAUAUCAGACUUUGAUUUGUCAAAGUAAAACAGAAUCUCCAGAUCUCAAAAUAUGUUUUUAUGGGACAGUCGUUUCAUAAUGUUCAGAUUGGAUCCAAGCGAGUGUUUGGUGAUCCAGAGGUCCAGUAGAAGUGACUUUAAAUCUCUCCUGAACACUAGAAUACAAGAUCACUGAUCUUAUGUAACUCCUCAGACAAAUUCAGAUUGCGUUGUUUUCUUCAGUAGAGCAUUGAACAGCCGAGGUUAGGGCAUGUUUGCAGUGCUUUGAUUGAAAUAUUUGUUGGCAUAUUUGAAUUAGAAUUUUUUUUUUUAAUAAAAAAUUUUUGUGCA
Carassius carassius (crucian carp) is the source of this 1851-nucleotide messenger RNA. Its product is annotated as eukaryotic translation initiation factor 2 subunit 2-like. Gene Ontology annotation, molecular function: translation initiation factor activity; mRNA binding; translation initiation factor binding. The transcript is spliced from 9 exons. Gene Ontology annotation, biological process: formation of cytoplasmic translation initiation complex; translational initiation; formation of translation preinitiation complex. Gene Ontology annotation, cellular component: eukaryotic translation initiation factor 2 complex. The coding region runs from base 142 to 1122 and encodes 326 amino acids. NCBI's taxonomy places the organism in Eukaryota, Metazoa, Chordata, Actinopteri, Cypriniformes, Cyprinidae. The record is from RefSeq and is a predicted model, not a curated record.